CCACCAGUGACACCUGGGCCACUGCUGUCAGAUAAUUUUGCAAUAAAUUAUUUCCACGUUGGAGGAUUGCUUCAUUAUUACUGCGUGUAAAUAUGAGAGGGCCCAAAGAGGAAGUCUCACCCUCUCUUUCGGCAGCCAGACACACUCACUACCCAUCACCGUCCCUUAAAGUAUCAUCUGAACCUGAGUGGAGCCAUUCUGGGUGACAGAUGCUGAGACACCACUUUCCUGAGCACCCUGGGAUUUUGGGGAGAGCCAGUUUACAGCCCAAGCUGCAGGAAGCAGCAAGAAAUCAGGCAGCAGCAAUGAACUACCUGGAUGAAGUUCCCUUCCGGACAGCCAUGAGCCUCAGUGGGGACUCAGAGGGAGAAAUCCCUUUAGUCACUGCCCCGGACAUUGAGCUCCCUGACUGCACCGACAUCCUCAUGAGCACCAUGCACGACUUCUCGCUGGAAAGGAAGGUGCUGUACUGGGUGGAGGUGGCCUCUCAGCAGCAGACCUCCCGCCAUCGAGUCACCUCCGAAGUCGUCCCCACGGCUCCCCCGUGCUGGCUGCUGCUGGUGGACCCUGCCGACAGCUACGGGGGGCGGGGUCGGGACGGGGCGGUGCGGCGCUCCAUCAGCCUGAGCGCUGCCGACAGCUCCUACGGGCACGCCCGGGGCAGGGCGGCCCUGUCCGACACCGAGAGCGACACCUGGCACUCAGACGAGGGCGAGUACUCGGAUGAUGAGUACUCCUCCACCUCUUGGGAAGAGAAUGACAAGGACGAGUCACACCUCUCCAGGAGGAGAAGCUCUGCGAGAAGUGUGUCUUCACGGCCCGGCUUUUACCAGACCCGACCAAAGACAUCACCCGGCUUGCUGGAGCCCUCGCCAGAGAACAAUGUCCACAGCCCAGCCAGCCCAGACCCCAGCAAGCAGAGAAGAUCCAUGGUGAUAUUUAACAACAUGAAGAACGAGCUAGAAGCUGCCAGGAGGAAGCUGGCUGCUUUGGUGCAUCCUUUGAACAGAGCUGCCACAGGGAACAGGGGGAUCCUGGUGCCACGGCUGCUGCCCCAGUGCCCCGGCACCAACGGCAGCGUCAAGUACAGGCCAGAUCCAGACGUGUCCCAGCAGGGCACUGCUGUGCCAGCUCCUCCAGACACAGCCUCACCAAUCCCUCCCAUCAAGCAGCACAAGCCCACGGUACCGUCCCUCAGCCCCUACACUUGCCUCCCCCCUGCCUCCACGCCUGGACGACCUCUGAGCUGCCACAGAUCCCAGCCAGAUUCCUCGGCUGACCUGCUCUCUGCCCUGAGCCAAGAGGAGAGAGACCUCAUCGAGCCCGUCAUAGCCCUGGGCUACCCCACCCAGAAAGCCAUCCUCACCCUCCAGAAGACAGGAAGGCAAAGCUUAAGUCAGUUCCUGAGCUACCUGGGUGCCUGUGAUCGGCUGCUGAAGCAGGGCUAUGAGGAAGGGCAGGUGGAGGAAGCCAUGGAAAUGUUCCAGUACUCGGAGAAGAAGGCAGCUGAAUUCUUGCAUCUGUUGGCUCAGUUUAAUGAUAUGGGCUUCCAGCAAAAUGAAAUCAAAGAAGUUCUUUUGCUUUGUGGGAAUCAGAGGGAGAGGGCGCUGGAAGAGCUUGUGAUGAAAACGCACUGAGCAGCAUCCUGGAGCAGUCACAGCUUCCCCUCUUCACACCAGACCAGAAGGACUCAGGUGAUUGUGCUGCUCCAUCCCCACCCCUGGAAGCACCAGAUACACAAUUUCAAAGCUCUGCCUUGGAGUCUCAUUUUAUGGACAUCGAUCAUAAGAGUGUUUGUCGUGCAGGCACUGACUGCAUAGCAGGAAUGUUUAUCUCCUCACCCACACAUCCCCACCCUUGAUCAUCUCAGCUAUUCAGAUUAGAGAAGAUCCAAAUUGCCUUUGGCUUAGAUUUUUGCAAAAACCAAACCAAACCAGUGUUCUCCCUCCACCUGGGGUGAUGGGUGUAAGUUUUCAGCUACAACAAAGUGGGGAUUCUUAAAAGAUUAUAUAAAUCAACAGAAUAAAUUGUUUUCCUAAAAUCUGAA
This is a messenger RNA of Melospiza melodia melodia, 2047 nucleotides long. It is a transcript of the gene UBAP1L, whose product is annotated as ubiquitin associated protein 1 like. Gene Ontology annotation, molecular function: ubiquitin binding. Gene Ontology annotation, cellular component: ESCRT I complex. Bases 210 to 1637 code for a protein of 475 amino acids. Lineage: Eukaryota; Metazoa; Chordata; Aves; Passeriformes; Passerellidae. The transcript is spliced from 7 exons. Gene Ontology annotation, biological process: ubiquitin-dependent protein catabolic process via the multivesicular body sorting pathway. The record is from RefSeq and is a predicted model, not a curated record.